AUGCUCGUGUGCGUGUGUGCCGUCAUCCCGGGGGCAGCGGGGACCGUCCGGCUCCGCAUCCGCCGCGGGUCCCUUCGCACCCCUCGAGGAGCAUCCCUGCGUCUCCCGGCGGCUCCUCCGGGCCGGCAAAGCUGCGGACGGGGAUCGCGGCUCCCGCGGAGCCUCCCCCGCCCCGGGCCGGGCCGCCCCCGCCGCGGGGACCCGUCGGAGAGCGGGGCGGGGCGGUGGGAGAAGGCGGAGCCGGCGGGCGCUGGGAAGCGGCUCCGGGAGCGCCGCGCAGCAUCUGAUGCCAGCUCUGAGAAACUGUUCAACGCUGUCACAAAUAAAGAUAAGGAGUUAGGAGUCGGUCCGCCCGCUGACAAUGACGACCCUGGUGCUCGGGGCCCGGCUGUCCCCAAAAUAUCAGGAUUAGAAAGGAGCCAAGAGAAGAGCCAGGACAGCAGCAAAGACCCCGUCCUUGAGCCCGUGGUGCCUAAAGACCCUUGCCCUCAGGUGGCGCAGCCGCUGGCCCAGCCUCACCCCGAGCCGCCCGAGGCCCGCUGCCCCAGCCCCGCGCUCGCCCCGCGCCCGGAGCUGCCCGUCCCGCCGCCCCCGCCCGCGCCGCUGCCCCCGGCCCCCGAGGAGCCCUCCCGGGCCCCUGCUCCCCAGCACCCCCCUGGACAGCACCCCUCGGCACAGCACCCCUCGGCACAGCACCCCCCCGGGCAGCACCCCCCCGGGCAGCACCCGCCGCGGCCGCAGUCGCCGCUGCCGCCGGCCCAGGCGGCCCUGCCCGCCGUGCAGCCCCAUCCCGCCGCACAGAGCCUCUCCCAGCCCCUCUCCGCCUACAACAGCAGCAGCUUGAGCCUCAACAGCUUGAGCAGCAGCAGAAGCAGCACUCCUGCCAAGACUCAGGCCCCUCCUCCCCACAUAUCCCACCACCCCUCGGCCUCCCCGUUCCCGCUGUCCCUGCCCAGCCACAGCCCCCUGCACACCUUCACACCCACCCUGCAGCCCCCAGCACACCCCCACCACCCCAAUAUGUUUGCCCCUCCCACGGCUCUGCCCCCUCCACCUCCACUGACGUCAGGGACACUGCAGGUUCCAGGACACCCCGCUGGUAGCACUUACUCAGAACAAGAUCUCCUCCGUCAGGAACUAAACACGCGGUUUUUGGCCUCGCAGAGCGCGGAUCGCGGGGCCUCCCUGGGCCCCCCGCCCUACCUGAGGACCGAGUUCCACCAGCACCAGCACCAGCACCAGCACACACACCAACACACACACCAGCACACCUUCACGCCUUUCCCCCACGCCAUCCCACCCACUGCCAUCAUGCCGACGCCAGCACCGCCCAUGUUUGACAAAUACCCUACAAAAGUUGACCCCUUCUACCGUCACAGUCUGUUUCACUCCUAUCCUCCAGCUGUAUCAGGUAUUCCUCCCAUGAUUCCUCCAACUGGCCCCUUUGGAUCCCUACAAGGAGCUUUUCAACCCAAGACUUCCAAUCCUAUUGAUGUUGCAGCCAGACCUGGGACGGUCCCACAUACCCUUCUCCAGAAAGAUCCACGGUUGACAGAUCCGUUCAGGCCCAUGUUGAGGAAACCUGGGAAGUGGUGUGCCAUGCACGUCCACAUCGCCUGGCAGAUCUACCACCACCAACAGAAAGUCAAGAAACAGAUGCAGUCGGAUCCACACAAGCUGGACUUUGGCCUGAAACCAGAAUUUCUGAGCAGGCCACCAGGCCCCAGCCUUUUUGGAGCCAUCCACCACCCCCAUGACCUGGCCCGGCCCUCGACUCUCUUCUCCACAGCCAGUGGGGGGCAUCCAGCUGGCACCCCUUUUGGCCCACCACCUCACCACAGCAACUUCCUCAACCCAGCUGCUCACUUAGAGCCCUUCAACCGCCCGGCGUCCUUCAGCGGCCUCACCGCCGUGGGCAGCAACGCCUUCGGGGGGCUCGGGAACCCCACAGUCACACCCAACUCAGUGUUCGGCCACAAGGAUGGCCCCAGUAUGCAGAGCUUUAGCAACCCUCACGAGCCCUGGAACCGACUGCACCGAACUCCUCCUUCGUUCCCGACCCCUCCGCCCUGGCUGAAGCCAGGAGAGCUGGAGCGCAGUUCAUCUGCUGCAGCUCAUGACAGAGAUAGAGAUGUAGAUAAACGAGACUCAUCUGUUAGUAAAGAUGACAAAGAAAGGGAGAGCAUUGAGAAAAGACACUCCAGCCAUCCUUCGCCAGCACCAAUCCAUCCAGUAAAUUCCCUCGGACAUAACCGCAGCUCAAACGAGCAGAUCAGGAGCCAUCUGAACCCCGAGGUCCGAGAGAAAGAGAAACCCAAAGAACGAGAGAGGGAUCACUCCGAAUCCCGGAAGGAAAUUAAUGUUGAAGAGCACAAGGUGAAGGACAACUAUAUUUCAGAGAAAGAAGGCCUGAGCCAUGAAAACCGAGUUGUGGAAGAGUCUAAGCAGAUGCCCAGGGUUCCUUCCCCCUAUGCCAGGCCCCCCGUUGUGGAGAGCACCAGGCCCAACAGCACCUCAAACCGCGAGGCCGAGAGGAAGAACGAGCCGGCGUACGAGAAUCCCAAGAAAAGCAACGAAGUCAAAGUGAAGGAAGAGCGAAAGGAAGACCAUGAUGUUCAACCUGAGGGACCUCAGACUCAUCGGUCAUCUGAUCAACCACCGCCUAUAUCUACAUCCAACGUCCAUCCAAGUCCUCUAGUGUCUAUGCCCAUGACUGUAGGUGUAACUGGAAUACAUCACAUGAACAGCAUCAGUGGCCUGGAUAGGACUCGCAUGAUGACGCCUUUUAUGGGAAUUAGCCCAAUUCCUGGUGGAGAACGUUUCCCCUAUCCUUCUUUCCACUGGGACCCGAUGAGGGAUCCCUUGAGAGAUCCGUACAGAGAGCUGGAUAUUCAUCGGAGAGACCCCCUGGGCAGAGACUUUUUGCUAAGGAAUGACCCCCUUCACCGUCUUUCCACGCCAAGACUGUACGAAGCAGACAGGUCGUUCAGGGAUCGGGAGCCUCACGACUACAACCACCACCACCAUCACCACCACCCUCUGUCUGUCGACCCUCGGCGUGAGCACGAGCGGGGCACCCACCUGGACGAGCGGGAGCGGCUGCACAUGCUGCGGGAGGACUACGAGCACGCGCGCCUGCACUCGGUGCACCCGGCCGCCCUGGACGGGCACCUGCCCCACCCCAGCCUCAUCACCCCGGGACUCCCCAGCAUGCACUACCCCCGAGUCAGCCCCCCCACGGCACACCAGAACGGCAUCCUCAACAAAACUCCCCCCACAGCAGCUCUCAGUGCCCCCCCGCCUCUUAUUUCCACGCUGGGACCUCGGCCCGGGUCUCCCAGAAGGACUACCCCUCUGUCCACGGAGAUGAGGGAGAGGCCCCCCUCUCACACCCUCAAGGACAUUGAAGCUCGAUAAGCAGAGUGAGACUGAAUAAAAACCACAGAAAGAGGGACAAAAACGUUGUACAUGAACAUAAUAUAAAGACCUUCUUACUAGUCAUUGCUACAGACUGGGGAUGUGACCCACUGUACAAUAUGUAUAGACCCGAGUGCAAAGAUUUUGAAAUGGUUUUUUUUGUAUAUUAUAUGUUGAAAUUUUCCAGAUCUUUUAGCCAAGUCCAUACGUUUCUCGUGUCUCCUACUCUAUUUUAUUUCUAGUUUAAGAAUUUCAAUAUUUGAACUGAAGAACAAGACAUCAAUCUGAGUGAUUUGACUAGAAACAAGCCACCACCAAUGUCAACCCUACAAAGCUCUUUCAGACCAGAAAUGAAGUCAAUUGUAGAUAUUUAUGUAAAAAGAUUGCUUCAUGGGUUAAUGGUUCAUAUAUGCAAAAAGGGUAAGAUGAAAGCUUUACUUUGUACAAAUGUAAAUAGAUAAAAUUAAGUAACAUUAAUACUUCUUAAACUGUGCUAUUUGCAAACUUAAUAUUGAUCAACACAGUCUGCUUAUGCUGUGUUACAUAUAUUGUUAUAGACAGCUAAACCCCUUCAACUAUGCAAUGAAUUUAAGGCUUUUCACAAAAGCCUUUAUAACUCAAAGGAGCCUUUUCAACACACACCAUAAUUAAAGUCAUAUUUUCCCUGAACAAGCUCAUUUUUAAUAGGAGCCUAUUUCUCUUGCUUGUUUUGAUGAAGAAACAGCCCACUAGAGGUGCAGUUUUCUGUCUGAAGCCCUGCAUGAGGCUGCUGAGGUCACUGGAGCUCGUGUGUCGCUUCCACGGCGUCAGGGUCAGUGCUCUGUAAGCACCGGUACUGAAGUCAUGGCCAGUUGGUUUUCAGUCACAUUCAUCUGGGUUAAACAGGAAUAAUCAAAUGCUGGAUCUUUUCCAGAACUUUUGUCACUGAACAUGUCAAAUUUCUUUCUGGAAGAGCAUCUGCUUAUAGCCAUUCAUGUCUGGUUUUAUUGCCAGUCUGUCAUUUUUAUCUGUACACACGCUUUUUUUUUUUUUUGUGUUAUGGGAUUUUUAGCUACCUUGAAACAAAUCCUACAGGAAUACUUUUCUAAAUGAUGGAUAUGUUUUCACUGUGGAUCAGUGUUUAAUUAAUGAACUCCAUUGCAGAUUUCAUAAUGCAAUUUAUUGUAUUUCAGUUGGUAAUAAAGUCUGUGAAGAGUUAACAGGCCAGCCUUGUUGUUCCCUAAUCACAGAAGCCAUGAAAUAACAUGAAGAACAUGGUCCUUUUUACAAAUAUGCAUCAAUCUUCUGAAAUCUUGUCUUUUCAUAGCACACUUUUUUAUAAUGCAUUAAGUUUCUUGUCUAAAUAUUUGGAGAGAAUAUGACUUUAUCAGAGAGAAUUCAAUAUCUUGUCUACUGGACUGUAAAAUAUAUGUAUGAAAUAAAAUUAGUUCCAUUGGUCUUCUAGUGUAUUAAAGUGCUAUCUGAAGUUGUUACCCUGUUUUGGCAAAAAAAAAAGAAAAAAAAAAAGAAAAAAGUUAACUACAGACAGUUGUUUCUAAUGAUCAGAGAUCUAUUUUAGUAGUCAACUGAAGGUUUAGUUGUGAGCUUCAGAUUUUGUGAACUCCAGAUGUUGUGCGGUGGUUUCUUUUCUUUUUUUUUUCUUUUUUUUUUUUCUUUUUUUUUCUUUUUUUUUUUUUAAGAACAAAAGGAAAAAUCCAAAAAAAAUCCCAACCCUGAGGAAUAUGUACACUGGAACCGUAGUGGUAGCUUUCAGUAUUGUAAAGAGAUUGUUAUAUACAAACCUUUUUGCUGUUUAUCCUGUAUGUAAUAAAGUCCUUUCUAGAUCCUAUGUGAAAAGCAAAGUGAAGCGGCUCUCAAUCUUCAGCAUGUUUCCUCAUCAGCGAAGACUUGUGUAAUGUAAAUUGUGCCAUGUUAUUAAAAAAUGUGAACUAAA
Chiroxiphia lanceolata (lance-tailed manakin) is the source of this 5350-nucleotide messenger RNA. RefSeq names its product activator of transcription and developmental regulator AUTS2 (gene AUTS2). The coding region runs from base 1 to 3417 and encodes 1138 amino acids. The record is from RefSeq and is a predicted model, not a curated record. NCBI's taxonomy places the organism in Eukaryota, Metazoa, Chordata, Aves, Passeriformes, Pipridae. The transcript is spliced from 15 exons.